AUGGUUACGUUCAACGACUCAACUGACAUCCACAAGAUGCUGCAGCCGUCCUGCAUACUCACACAUCAGUCGCCAGCCCUGCGACGCAAACAGCUGAUGUGGCAGAAUGCCGUCAAACACAUCAUCAGCCAACGGGGCCUGAAGGAGCAGUUUGGCUUGGAGCCGGCCCGGAAGAUUCACGUCACUGAUGCCUACAUUGAUGAAAUUAACCAACAGAUACGCAGCAAAGCAUCACGGGGUAUUACCAAACGCCGUUCCUCUAUCGCCAGGGUUCAUCCAUCUUUUUUCGGAGAGCGUAGCGACUCUUCUGGCACGCAGUCACGAACGUCUGCGGACUACAUCAGCGACGCUGACUUUUUUGUGCACUGGGGCCACAUAAUCCACGGGGUAUAUGUGCCUACAUUGAGACACACCUUCAAAUCCCGAGACCUAGAGAAACUUUACCAGCGCCAUUCCUCGCACACUAGAAGAACUUCAUUGGUUGUCACCAACAUCAUUGAUGUAGCCGCCAAGCUGCAUCUGUUUUUGCUCUACGUGGCCAUGGCACCGGGGGGCUUGGACGCAUGGCUGGGAUGGUGCACAGGGUUCUUUAUGGUCUGUGCAGUUGCACUGUGCGUUUUGGUACUCACCUGCAAACGUUCGCAUUCUCCGAGAUGGUUGCUUUAUGCUGGCAUGGCUAGCUGGCUGUCACAGACAACUCAGGUAUUGGGUGGACUGGCAUACGGGUUGGAGAGAGACCAGUCAUGGUAUGUCCUGUUUACCCUGUUUGCCACAUACACUCUGCUACCACUACCAUUGCUUUGGGCUAUUGGGGCUGGAACACUCACCUCAACACUGCACCUCAUUGCAGAGGCCGUACGCCACUUCAGUGAAGUAGGACUGCUGAGAAAGAUUCUUGCCAAGGCUUUACUGUACAUCAGUAUGAACGUUGCCGGUUUGUUUAUCCAUUACCUGACGGAUCGAUCCCAGAGACAAGCUUUCCUCGAGACGCGGCGCUGCAUCGAAGGCCGCAUGAAGCUGGAAACUGAAAACCAGAGACAGGAGCGUUUGGUGCUGUCUAUCCUGCCUCGCUUUGUUGCCUUGGAAAUGAUCGCUGAUAUGACCUCUAUGGAUGAUGAGCUCGAUCCACAGGAAUUUCACAAAAUAUACAUCCAUCAGUAUAAAGAUGUCAGCAUCCUCUUUGCUGAUUUAAAAGGAUUCACGCUGUUAUCCAUGAACAUGUCUGCUCAAGAGUUAGUGGGCUUACUCAAUGAGCUCUUCGGACGUUUUGAUCGGCUGGCCGAGGAGUAUCACUGUUUGAGAAUAAAGAUCUUGGGAGACUGUUACUACUGUGUGUCCGGGGUACCAGAGCCUCAGCGGGCACAUGCCAACUGCUGUGUGGAGAUGGGAUUGGCCAUGAUCAGCACCAUCAGAUUUUUAAGGAAACAACUGAACUUUGACAUUGACAUGCGGAUUGGGAUCCACUCUGGUUCGGUUCUCUGUGGUGUUCUGGGCCUGCAGAAAUGGCAGUUUGAUGUUUGGUCAUGGGAUGUGGGCAUUGCCAACAUGCUUGAAGCAGGAGGGAUCCCUGGACGCAUCCACAUUUCACGUGCAACCCUGGACUGCCUGGAUGGAAGCUACCAGACAGAAGACGGGCGUGGAUAUGAACGCAAUGAGUUUCUUCGAAAACACAACAUUGACACGUUCCUCAUCUGCCACAAGGAAGAGGACCUGGAUCGAGUUGAAGCCGAAACUCCGAAACCAAGACAAAAGAUCUUGGCAUCCUUCAGCAAUCCCUCUUACACACAGCUCCCUAAUUCCUCAGCGCUUAGGUCAACAUCCAAGGAGAUCAACAAACGAAUCGAGCACGCCAUUGAUCUCCGCUGCAGUGAGCGUAUGCGUCAGGAACACAUCACGCCGGCCACAUUGGUGUUUAAAGACACACACAUUGAGGAAAAGUUCUCACAGGUGAGGGAUGAGAUGUUUAAGACCAAUCUGGUCUGCUCUUUCAUCAUGUUUGUGCUCCUCUUGGCUGUCCAAGCCCUCAUCCCUUCGCCCAGGUUGUAUCAGUGGUCAGCAGUGCAGUUUUGUCUGUUCCUCUUUGGCUAUACGGUUUUGCUGGUAAUGGCUCUGGCUGAGGAGUUCAAAUAUUGCCCGGGUGUCAUUCUGCAGCUCUGCUGCUGGAUCCAUGAAAACGAUAAAAUGCGCAACCUACUCACCGUUACAGCUAUAGCUAUUAACUUUGGCAUCGCCCCCUGUGAUAUGAUAUGGUGCAGUUCUACCGAGACAGGGGACAUCGGCACCAAUGACACAGAGGAACAUCAGACCACCCAAAUACCGCUUACUGUGUGCACCUAUCCAGAGUUCUUCGUCCUGAGUGGCGUGGUGUCUAUGGUGACCUGUGCUGUGUUCCUGAGGAUGAGCUCUCUGUUAAAGUUGACUAUUCUGUUGCUGGUGGUGGCCGUCUAUGCAUACUUUAUUGAAUUGUCAUUUCACAUCCUGUAUUUAAAUCAGUCAGGGCAGGAACAGUUAAGUAGGUCUCACUACCUCAGAAGGGAAGGAGUCUCAAUUCUGUUGAUGGGAAUGUUCGUCAUUGCUGUGUUCUACAAUGGUCGACGGUGGGAAGCUACAGCACGGCUGGACUUCCUGUGGCGUCUGCAGGCUCAACAGGAAGUUCAGGAGAUGAGAGAGCUGAGGGAACACAAUGAGUGUCUGCUCCAUAACAUCCUGCCCGCACACGUCGCAAGUCACUUCCUGGAGAGAAACAGAAAUGAUGAGGAGCUGUACUCUCAGUCAUACGAUGAGGUGGGAGUGAUGUUUGCCUCUAUAGCUGGCUUCAAUGACUACUAUGAGCAGAAAGAGAUCAAACAUGAGGCGGUUGAUUGUCUUAGACUGCUCAAUAAUAUCAUUGCCGACUUUGAUGAGCUUUUAGAGGAGACAUAUUUUAUAGACAUUGAGAAAAUAAAAACUAUUGGCAGUUGCUACAUGGCUGCAUCCGGUCUAUCACCCAAACAGUCUCAUGUUGGAAAUGCCUGGCAUCAUCUCAGCGAGUUGGUUCUUUUCGCUCUGGCCAUGCAGGAGACCCUAAGAGAGAUCAACAAAUACUCAUCAAACAAUUUCCAGCUCCGUAUCGGAAUUGCCCACGGUCCUGUUGUUGCGGGUGUCAUAGGGGCCACCAAACCCCAGUAUGAUAUAUGGGGCAUGACAGUAAACCUAGCGAGUCGGAUGGACAGCAAUGGGGUCAAUGGAAGGAUUCAGGUUCCCGAGGCCACGCGCAAUAUUCUGGCCGACUGGGGCUUUGUGUUUGAGCUGCGUGGUGAGAUAUUCAUAAAGGGAGUCAGUGAGCGACAGGGAGGUGUCCGGACGUACUUCAUAAGCACCAAAAGGCGUGAGAUGACAAAUAAUGGCAAUGUCCAGGACAAGAAAGGGCACAGUGGAAGAACAACCCUGGCCGCUGUGGUCUUCGGCCUGGUGCAAGCCAUUCACAGAGAGAAACAAAGGGGCACCAAUGGAGGUUUUACUUUGCCAAGCAAUAACUUCACCGCAUGA
Molecule: messenger RNA, 3528 nt
Organism: Triplophysa dalaica
Lineage: Eukaryota; Metazoa; Chordata; Actinopteri; Cypriniformes; Nemacheilidae
Product: adenylate cyclase type 8
Exons: 18
Coding region: 1-3528 (1175 amino acids)
Biological process (GO): adenylate cyclase-activating G protein-coupled receptor signaling pathway; intracellular signal transduction; cAMP biosynthetic process
Cellular component (GO): plasma membrane
Molecular function (GO): adenylate cyclase activity
Source: RefSeq, a predicted model, not a curated record